Messenger RNA from Microstroma glucosiphilum, 3276 nucleotides. RefSeq lists its product as hypothetical. The transcript has 3 exons. Gene Ontology annotation, biological process: protein polyubiquitination. Bases 1 to 3276 code for a protein of 1091 amino acids. Gene Ontology annotation, molecular function: ubiquitin-ubiquitin ligase activity. Gene Ontology annotation, cellular component: nucleus; ubiquitin ligase complex; cytoplasm. The record is from RefSeq and is a predicted model, not a curated record. NCBI's taxonomy places the organism in Eukaryota, Fungi, Basidiomycota, Exobasidiomycetes, Microstromatales, Microstromataceae.
AUGGCGUCUCAGACUGCCGACUCGGCGCCUUCGUCCUCUGCGGCUCCCAACAUCGAAGCCUGGAAGGCGGCAGUGACAAAGCGCAUCUUCACUGUCACCCUCGAUGGCAACGAAGCACAGCAGACCGACUUCAGACUGACUUGCCUGUACGAGCUCGCUGACGAGCUCAAGCAAGAAGGGCAGGACCCACCUCGCCUGGACCCCUCCAUUGCGGAUCGCAUCCUGAUAGCUCGCCUUUCCCUCGAUCCCCAAGGCGAUGUCAUGACUGAAGAUGCAAUGAUCCUGUCGACUUUAGCCAGUUUAGAUGAACAGGAGACUAGCUGGGAUUGGCUCAUUGCCUGUUGGAGACGCUGCAGGCAGGAGGUCCCAAAGGCCAAAAAGGGUCUGGGCUCUUAUGUUCCGCAAGGCGUCUCCGCCCUUGAAGAAAUUUCUGCCCUCAUCGUAUCUUACGCAGGCCUCCUUCUCACAACGCCGGACAUGUUUCCGCGCCAUAAGAAAGGAGACGAGACUCUUUCGCCUCUCGUCCUCGUGCCGAGCAUUCUCAACAUUGGCGGGGGUGCUGCAUCACAGUCAGCGGUCACCUCGACCAACGCUUCAUGGGCUACGUUGGAUCAGCAUGAGAUGCCGAGCUUCCUCACAGAACUCGCCAAACGCUUCGAUGGCGAUGGGUUGGAGGACAUCCUCGGCCCUGCCGUCAGCGAGGUGACGCGGAAGAUCCGCGAUGGCGCCAGGCAGGACCCUGGGUCGUCCUCAGGUGCCUCUGCCGGACCCUCUUCUAAUGGAAACAAUGCGGCACUGCAAGCUGCCGCUCAGGCCGGAGACAUACAGGCCGUCUUAGCACAGCUCCUGGGAGGAGGUGCCCAGGGACGACCACAGGCAGCAGGUAAUGCGGCUGGUGCAGCAGCAGCUGGGCUUGAUCCCUUCGGCAGAGCAUUGAGAGCUUCUUCUGCAAGUCAGGGAAUGCACCUUGGUGGCUUCGAGUGGAGAGGAUACGUGGCGCCGGUCGUAGAGCUGACAGACAACAAGCAAAUCGCUGUCUGUCUAGUCAACCUCUCGCAAUUUGAUCCGGCGAGCGCCACGGCUCCACGGCUCGAGCUCGACUCUCUCUUUGGUCCUUUGCUCCGGUUGAGCACAUUCACCGACUCCUCGGCGACACUCACAGAGGAAUAUUUCUCGAAUCCGACUGCUCGUUCCAAAGGAGAGAUGGAGAGCAACACCAACUCUCUACGUCAGACUCUAGACAUCAUCCACGGCUUCCACUUUAGGCUGUUCAAUUCCCUCGUUCGGUCUUCACCGGCCUCGAGAGAAAAAGUCUUGCAGUACUGGGCACACGUCGCUGAUCUCAACCGCAAGAGAGGGGCAAUGAGAGUCAAGCAAGACCAAGUCUCUACAGAUGGCUUCACAGUGAACAUCUGGGAGACCCUGCAACGCUUCGCGGAGCCUUUCAUGGACGCCGGUUACACCAAGAUUGACCGCAUCGAUCCUGAGUAUCUCAGAAGGCAGAAGCGUUACGAUGCAUCGACUCUGACGCGCCUGAAUGCAUCUGAACCCGAAGCUCAGAAAUGGGUGGAUUCUGCUCCGGAGGCAUCGGCUCCUGCCAAUUUCAUUACAGAGGUGUUCUUCCUUCUUGCCCGUAUGACCAAUUUGGGUCCUGGCAAGGCAAUUCGGUCGUACAAUGAAAAGGAAGAGGACUCGCGGCGGUUGAGUAAGCGGAUCAAGGAGACGGAGGAGAGCAGGGCCAUCUGGGGGUCCACUCCUCAGGCUGCACAAUACGAAGCUUACAUCAAACGUGGCAACGCAGAGGUGGAGAAGCUCAAAGCUGAAUGCCUUGCUUCGGUUGCGCAGCUGCUCUCGCCGGGAUUCGUCGAUCGGCUGAUCCACGCCACCAGCUUCACUAUGACUUGGCUAGUACGGCUUGCUGACACAAGAGGGCUACAUCCCAAAGAGUUGGUUCAACUUCCUCUGGCACAGGAGGUCCCGGAAAACUUCAGGAUGCUGCCAGAACACAUUUUCGAGGACGUCUGCGACAUCCUGCUCUUUCUAGCCCGUCACAAGCCUGAUUCGCUUCCCGAGGCCGUCAAGAAAGACUUUGUCACUUUCACAGUCACUUUCCUGUCCUCCGGUUGGUUCAUCAAGAAUCCCUUCUUGAAGGCCAAGCUGGCUGAGAUUAUGUGGUGGAACGUGAUUCCAUUUGGCUACUCGCAGACAGGCAUACUAGGUGAUGUCAUCAACUUCCAUCCUCUGGCGCUCCAGCACCUCGUCCCAGCCUUGAUGAGCUUCUGGGUUGAAGCCGAGUCGACUGGUAGUCACACACAGUUCUACGACAAGUUCAAUAUCCGCUUCCAUCUUUCUCAGAUCUUCAAGGUAAUCUGGUCCAACCCAGAGCACAUGUCGAGGAUUCAUCAGGAGUCCAAGGGCAAUUCUGAAAAGUUUGUCGUCUUCAUCAAUCGGCUGAUGAACGACGUCACCUUCCUGCUCGAUGAUGCGCUGGAAAAGCUGGCAGAGCUUCACUCCAAGCAGCAGCAGAUGGACGAUUCUGCCACUUGGAACGAGCGGAGUGCCGAGGAACGGCAAGAGAUUGAGUCGCACACUACCUCCAUCCAGGGACAGAUUCGAUCGAUGCUCUCAUUCGGCAACGAAUUCCUUCGACUCCUCAUCGACUUCACGGCGCAGACGAAGGACGCUUUCAUGACGCCCGAAAUCGUUUCACGUCUCGCCGCUAUGCUCGACUACAAUCUCGACCUGAUGGUGGGUCCACGCUGUACCGAGCUGAAGAUCAAAGAUCCGAAAAAGGUCGGCUUCGAGCCCAGACAUCUUUUGCAACAGAUUCUCUCCGUCUACCUCAACUUGUCCUCGCGAUCUGAGUUCACCAAGGCGAUCGCAGACGAUGGUCGCUCCUAUCGCAAGGCCACCUUUGACAAGGCUUGUGGUGUGGCUGCACGCCAUGGCCUCAAGUCGCCUUCUGAAGUCGAGGAGCUCCAGAGAUUGGUGACACAGGUGGAGCGCGUGAUUCAGGAGGACAAGGAGGAAGAAGAGGAUCUGGGCGAGGUACCCGACGAGUACUCGGACCCACUCAUGGCCACGCUCAUGAGGAACCCAGUCAUCCUCCCUUCAAGCAAGGCUAUCGUCGAUCUGAGCACGAUCAAGAGUCAUCUGCUGAGCGAUAGCAGUGACCCUUUCAAUAGGGCGCCGCUGAAGAUUGAGGACUGCAAGCCGGCUACGGAGCUCAAGGAGGAGAUUGAGAACUGGAUCAAGGAGAGGAAGAGGGGCAAGUAG